Colletotrichum truncatum is the source of this 795-nucleotide messenger RNA. Its product is annotated as methyltransferase C1B3.06c. Gene Ontology annotation, molecular function: S-adenosylmethionine-dependent methyltransferase activity. The record is from RefSeq and is a predicted model, not a curated record. NCBI's taxonomy places the organism in Eukaryota, Fungi, Ascomycota, Sordariomycetes, Glomerellales, Glomerellaceae.
AUGACUCAGGAAUCUUCCUUCAAUUACCGCCGGGCCCGUAUACAAGCAGCAUAUCUAUUGCCUUAUAUUCGUCCAGACUCACAUAUUCUCGAUGUCGGUGCCGGUUCCGGAAGCAUUACUCGGGACUUUGCGAAUCUCUGUCCACAAGGUCGAGUCGUUGGGGUUGACUGUGCCAUUGAGAUGGUAUUAUUUGCACAAAAAACACAUAUAGCCUACGCCAGCAACGACAACAAUGGCAGCGAAUGUCCGCGGCCCCAUAACUUAUCAUUCGAAGUUUGUAACGCUGAGGACCUCUCAAAAUUUCCGGAUGGAAGCUUCGACAUUGUGCAUGCUCAUACAUGCAUUACGCACGUCAAGAACCGAGUGGCCGCCCUUCGUGAAUUCCGUCGCGUGUGUAAAGUUGGCGGUGUGGUCGCAGUGCGGGAUCCAUUAGAUAUCGAAAAGCAAGUAGUGUGGAUUCCCGAUCUGCCUGCAAUGAGACUUCAUGGGCGUAUUGCUGCCAAGUUAUUGCGAGCCAAAGGAGGUCAUCCCGAAGCGGGCUCACACCUGGCUGACUGGGCACGCGAAGCUGGCUUCACGGAGGACGGCGGAAGAAUCACUGUGGGCUAUGGGGAGGAAAAGCAGACCAACAUGUUGAACAUCAUUGGAGCCGGCAUAGGCAAGGAGCAGGCCAUCAACCUUGGCAUUCUUACAGAAGAGCAGUUGGAUGAUUUUAACACAGCUUACGAGAUUUGGCAUGGGACUGAAGGUCACAUUUGCAUUGGCAAGGUUGCUGAGAUGCUGUGUUUCAAAUGA